AUGCAUUCCCUGCUGCUGAAAGGUACCUGGAAGGUGGAGAAAACGGAUGACGACGAGCUUUUGGUGCUGGAGGGUGUUUCCAAGAAGCGCUCGUGCAGGAGACUCGGGGGCCCCGCGCUUGUGUGCAGCACGGAGUCACUGUCGCCAGAGCUGGAAGAAUCGAGCAAUGCUUUCCACAUGACUCUUUGGAAGUCCAACCUCCUGGAAUCCCAAGAGCCGGUGGGCAAGCGACCUUCUCCCCCACGAUGUUUCGGUAGAGCAGGUCCAAGCUGGAGGGUCUCCCCUUUGAAGUGA
This is a messenger RNA of Effrenium voratum, 294 nucleotides long. Lineage: Eukaryota; Dinophyceae; Suessiales; Symbiodiniaceae. The record is from the annotation of a GenBank genome assembly.